Messenger RNA from Cladophialophora psammophila CBS 110553, 1521 nucleotides. RefSeq lists its product as uncharacterized. Lineage: Eukaryota; Fungi; Ascomycota; Eurotiomycetes; Chaetothyriales; Herpotrichiellaceae. The record is from RefSeq and is a predicted model, not a curated record. Gene Ontology annotation, cellular component: membrane. The transcript has 6 exons. Gene Ontology annotation, molecular function: transmembrane transporter activity. Gene Ontology annotation, biological process: transmembrane transport. Bases 1 to 1521 code for a protein of 506 amino acids.
AUGGCAACCGACGUCGAGAAAAUCGGCCGCGUUAACCCGCCAGUCGAGACACCUGUGCUCGAGACCAACGAGAAGCUCGCCCUUGACCAGGUCGACGGUGCUCUUGCCUUCCUCCGCAACGAAGCCGAUGCGUCCAUCGCCGAGUUGGACGAGAAGAGCCUUCUCCGCCGCAUUGACUGGCUCAUCAUGCCUAUGCUAUUUGGCGUCUAUAUUCUCCAGUACAUCGACAAGAGUCUAAUCAACUAUGCCAACGUGAUGGGACUGAGCAAGGACACGCACAUGAGUGCGGCUGACUUUUCCUACCUGGCCACUUUCUUCUAUGUCACCUUUGCCGUCUUCCAGCCAGUGCACGCGUACCUGAUGCAGAAGUUUCCAACCGCAAAGUACCUCGCUGUGAACGUUGUCUUGUGGGGCGUCUCUCUGGCAGUCCACAGCGCAUGCCAUAACUUCUCCGGUCUCAUCGUUGUUCGGUUGCUUCUGGGUGUCUUUGAGUCAGCCAGCGCUCCAUGCUUGAUUCUGAUUACCGGCAUGUGGUACAAACGCGCGGAGCAGCCUCUAAGAGUGGCCAUCUGGUAUCUUGGUGUGGGCGGUGGAACCAUCGUCGGAGCCCUCGCCUCCUUUGGCUUUCAAUACUAUCAUGCAACGACGUUCAAAUCGUGGCAGAUCAUGUUCCUGGUCUUUGGAAUCAUCACUGUCGCCUGGGGAAUUGUCGUCUUCCUCAUCCUGCCCGAUUCUCCCAUGGCUUCGCCCUUCACGCACGAAGAGAAAGUCUUCGCAAUUGAACGACUGCGCGAGAACAUGACUGGGAUCGAGAACAAGACUUUCAAAAGGCCGCAGUUUCUGGAAACUAUUUUUGAUCCGCGGACGUGGCUCAUCGCCGUCAUCAUAAUUGCUGGGAACGUCCCCACAGGCGCAUGUGGGACAUACUCUUCGACUCUGAUCAAAGGCUUCGGGUAUACCUCCAAGCAAUCAGCCUUACUCAAUAUCCCCAGCGGUGCAAUAUCAAUGACCGCGGUCCUCUCCGCGUCAUGGUAUGCGGGCAAAUUCAACAACCGCGGAUACGGAAUUGUGGCUCUCCUCCUCCCUGGCGUGCUGGGAGGCGGUCUGAUGGCUUUCCUGCCAAAGAGUGACAAGGCAGGGAAACUGGCAGGCAUCUACCUUACCCAGGUUUUUGGGCCAAAUCUCUCGAUGAUGUACUCUUGGGCCGCGGCCAACUAUGCAGGACACACCAAGAAAAUCAGCAUCAACGCCAUCAUUCUUUUUGCUUAUGGUGCAUCCAACAUUAUCGGACCCUUGACCUUCACUGGCUACACGGCCCCCGAGUACAUUCCAGCCAAAGUUGCCAUCAUGGCCUGUCUAUCCCUGGCCAUCGUUGCCGCGUUGGCUUUGAGGUUCUGGUACUCCUGGGAGAACAGACGUCGGGAUCACCUCGCGGCCGCCGAGGGAUACGUGCACGUUCCCGACACAGAGUUCAUGGAUUUGACGGACAAGCAGAACCUCGAGUUCAGAUAUGCACUGUAG